CUGAGCUUUCCGACUCUUGUGAGAUUGAAGAAGAAAGUUAAAUAUAAUGUAAUACGAGUUGCUUGGGACAUACUUGCCAACUUGGGUUACCUUGCCUGGCUAGCUGAGCUUCCUGACUCUCGAUGUGAGAUUGGAUCGAACACUACAAUGUGA
Messenger RNA from Racocetra persica, 153 nucleotides. Lineage: Eukaryota; Fungi; Glomeromycota; Glomeromycetes; Diversisporales; Gigasporaceae. The record is from the annotation of a GenBank genome assembly.